UUUUUUUUGAGACAGAGUCUCACUCCAGGCUGGAGUGCAGUGGUGUGAUCACAGCUCAGUGGCACGAUCACAGCUCACUGCAGCCUUGACCUCCCUGGCUCAAGUGAUCCUCCCUCCUCAGUCCCUGAGUAGCUGGGACCACAGGUGGGCGCUACCAUGCCCAGCUAUUUUUUGUACUUUUUGUAGAGAUGGAUUUUCACCAUGUUGCCCAGGCUGGUCUCAAAUUCCUGGGCUCAAGCAAUCCCCCCACCUCAGCUUCCUACAGUACUGGGAUUACAGGCGUGAGCCACCGUGCCCAGCCCCGAGUGUUCUUCUUUCCCUCUUCCACAUACACCUCCUCCAAGCCUCACCAUUAAACCUCACAGGGAAAGACAAUGUUAAAUAUCUUCACAGAGAAAUCCAGGACUGAGUAUAUAUUCUCCAUAUGCAUUUGUAAACCUCCCAUAAUGACUCACCUUGCCAUUUCCAUGUGUCUAGUCCACAGUAUCAUUUUAUCUACAUUAUCUGGCUUGCAUACUAAUCCCAACCUUGUGACAUAAGCAGGCGAGUAUGACUAUAUGCAUUUUUUUCUGAAGUAGAAUGUGACAAAGGCUAGGUAACUUGCCUAAAAUCACAUGGCUCAUUAAUGGGGGUGCUGGGACUUGAACUUGGGUCUUGUAAGACCUAGAUGGCAUUAUUCUUGUAAUAUUCAUUCUUUUAUUUAUUCAUUCAUCCAUAGACAUGUAUUGAUCACCUUUUGAUUAGCUGUCAGGCUAUAUAUGGAGCCAUCAGGAACCACUGAAGGUUUUUUUUUUUUUUUUUUUUGAGACGGAGUCUCACUCUGUCGCCCAGGCUGGAGUGCAGUGGCACGAUCUCUGCUCACUGCAAGCUCUGCCCCCCAGGUUCACGCCAUUCUCCUGCCUCAGCCUCCCGAGUAGCUGGGACUACAGGCACCCGCCACCACGCCCGGCUAAUUUUUUGUAUUUUUUAGUAGAGACGGGGUCUGACGGUGUUAGCCAGGAUGGUCUCGAUCUCCUGACCUCAUGAUCUGCCCGCCUCGGCCUCCCAAGGUGCUGGGAUUACAGGCGUGAACCGUGCCCGGCCGAACCACUGAAGGUUUUUAAGCAGGAAAGCAGAGCUGUUUUCUGGAUAAGCAAACAGAAAGUAGUGGUUUUCCAAGUACAGUCUGAGACAACCUAUAGGACCAGAAUCUCUGCAGUUGAGGCUCAGGAAUCUGGUAAUCAGCCAGGUAUAGGAACUCUUUUCUGAUUGCAAUGCAGUGAAGAGCAGAAGCACUGUAUUAGAGAAAGAGGCAGUGCAACCAGGUAACGUGACCAGGUGAGAAGUGAUGAGGUACAGAGACAAAGAGAUGCACUUUUGAGUCACUUAGAUGGCACUGAUAGGACUUCCACUACACCCUCGCAUAGACAGUGGCUGAGGUUCAGGAAAUAGAGCUGGGGUUCCUACUUGGAUCCUCUGGCUCUAGAGCUUUACUGCACAUAGCCAUUUAUACCCACAUCUUGAUUUUAAUUAUUUUAUAUCUAUGUUUCUUAGCACUUUUUGCAAAUUUCCACCUUAUCUCAAACUGCCCUCAAGCCUUGUAUUUCUCCUUCGCUUUCAUAAAACCUAGGAAAGAAAUAAGGGACAGCCAAGUAAAACUUUUAAAAGUUUUAGAACAUUUAUUUCUUUGGGGCUGGUUACACAGGCGAGAAAGGAGUAGAUUUGGUUAGGGAGAGAAAACAACAGGCCUUGGGGAGAUACACUGGCUCUCCCCCUCCCUAAACCCUAAGAGGCCUCCAGGAAACCUGAAGACAAUAAUUCCAGAAGCCCAGAGGGUGACCCCAUUUCCUCUCUCCAUGGUUAUUACUGUCAGUCUGGAGCAGUUCAGGAAUUCAGGAAACUAUAAAGAAACCACAACAGCCUCAACAACCCAAACAUCAACAUCAACAACCUCAACAAUAAAACUCCUUAAAAUUCAUCUCCUUCCACCCACUCACAACCGCAGACUCGAAGCUAGGAGGUGGAAGGGACUACAGAAGCUCUGCGUUGCCCAGGUUAGUAUUUGCUCAUCACAGGCCUGGGUUUCCCAGGAUCUCAGGGAGCCUGGAAACUGACGCCUCCAUUUCUGGGUGGGAGCACCAAAGCCUAAGGACACCUUUCCUCUCUUCUCACUGCUAAGCAGGUCAAGAUUAAAGCAAACCGAGGCAAAGGCCACGGUUGACAGUGCCAAGGGAACCCGCAAGGCCGCACGGGAUGGGGUGGACGUUUUACGGGAGAAAAGGCUGGGGAAGUGGGCGGGCGAUGGCCUACGACGGGACUUGGGGCGGGGUGUGCGAAACGCCUGGCAGGCGGGCCCUUGAGUAUGACCAAUCAGAAUGCGGACUGCGUCCCAGGGGCGGAGCAGAGGCAUAUCUUGGUCGAGAUUGGAUAGCGGCGGGGCGCAGGAAAGAGGUCGCGCGCCGCCCGGGCAGGCAGCUUUUCAAGUCCGCGUUAUAUAUCGCAGUGGCUGCGCCCGGGAUAGCUGGCUGCGCCGCCGCGCACGUGCCUAGGUCCGACGCCCUCCUCCCUUUGCCCAGGAGUUCCUUCUGUCCCGGCUCUGUUCCGUCUCGCCCCGAGGUUCACGCCAUCCUCGGAGCCCCAGCCUUUCACCCAGCGCCUCCAAGCUUUGGACCUUGACUUCUGCAAAACUAGAUGGUCACAGCCAUGAAUGUCUCACAUGAAGUAAAUCAGCUGUUCCAGCCCUAUAACUUCGAGCUGUCCAAGGACAUGAGGCCCUUUUUCGAGGAGUAUUGGGCAACCUCAUUCCCCAUAGCCCUGAUCUACCUGCUUCUCAUCCCUGUGGGGCAGAACUACAUGAAGGAACGCAAGGGCUUCAACCUGCAAGGGCCUCUCAUCCUCUGGUCCUUCUGCCUUGCAAUCUUCAGUAUCCUGGGGGCAGUGAGGAUGUGGGGCGUUAUGGGGACUGUGCUACUUACCGGGGGCCUAAAGCAAACCGUGUGCUUCACCAACUUCGUCAAUAAUUCCACAGUCAAAUUCUGGUCCUGGGUCUUUCUUCUCAGCAAGGUCAUAGAACUCGGAGACACAGCCUUCAUCAUCCUGCGUAAGCGGCCACUCAUCUUUAUUCACUGGUACCACCACAGCACAGUGCUCGUGUACACAAGCUUUGGAUACAAGAACAAAGUGCCUGCAGGAGGCUGGUUCGCCACCAUGAACUUUGGUGUUCAUGCCAUCAUGUACACCUACUACACUCUGAAGGCUGCCAACGUGAAGCCCCCCAAGAUGCUGCCCAUGCUCAUCACCAGCUUGCAGAUCUUGCAGAUGUUUGUAGGAGCCAUCGUCAGCAUCCUCACGUACAUCUGGAGGCAGGAUCAGGGAUGCCACACCACGAUGGAACACUUAUUCUGGUCCUUCAUCUUGUAUAUGACCUAUUUCAUCCUCUUUGCCCACUUCUUCCGCCAGACCUACAUCAGGCCCAAGGUCAAAGCCAAGACCAAGAGCCAGUGAAGGUUUGGAGAGAACAAUGAAGCUCCAGGCUCUCUCUUCUCCAGGGCACCAAGAGGCUGGGCUUAGUUUUGGGAGAAUGAUUAGGUUGCCUUACCUGCAUGGUUUCCCCAGAGGAUGUGUGCCCCAAGGUGGCUGGAAUUUUUGACAGACAAGAAGGGUGACCCUGGGAUGGGGGUGUGGUCUGUUACUUUAAUGUUUCUGUUUUUAAUGUGAAGGCCAAGCAGGCCCUGGGAUGGGAGUGGGGCGGAGGAGGGUCCCAAGAGCUGAUUAUUUAAUUUCUAUCCAGAAAUCUUUCUUCUUCUUGCUCUGUUUUUUUAAAUUAAAGAUUUCAACAAAA
Molecule: messenger RNA, 3820 nt
Organism: Pan troglodytes (chimpanzee)
Lineage: Eukaryota; Metazoa; Chordata; Mammalia; Primates; Hominidae
Gene: ELOVL3
Product: ELOVL fatty acid elongase 3
Exons: 4
Coding region: 2671-3483 (270 amino acids)
Biological process (GO): fatty acid elongation, saturated fatty acid; fatty acid elongation, polyunsaturated fatty acid; very long-chain fatty acid biosynthetic process
Cellular component (GO): endoplasmic reticulum; endoplasmic reticulum membrane
Molecular function (GO): fatty acid elongase activity
Source: RefSeq, a predicted model, not a curated record